Messenger RNA from Coregonus sp. 'balchen', 11387 nucleotides. The record is from the annotation of a GenBank genome assembly. Lineage: Eukaryota; Metazoa; Chordata; Actinopteri; Salmoniformes; Salmonidae.
AUGGCAGCGAACCGGGUCGGGAGAAGAUGUAACAACAAAGUCCAUUCCCCGAGUAGGGGUCCAGGUAGGGACCCGGGGCUUAGCUUGCAGAAGAGGCAAGCACGGGUCACGGUAAAGUACAACAGAAAGGAGCUCCAAAGGCGCUUGGAUGUGGAGAAGUGGAUUGACUGUAGUCUGGACGAGCUCUAUUUGGGCAGGGUGAGUCCCAUCAAUUUGAAAUGAAACGGAUCUCUAAUGAUAGGCUACGCAAUACGUAUACAGUCACAUACCAAUGCGAAACGUUUAUUUGAUUUAUUGUAAGAAUACAAAAAGUGUUUUACGUAAUAACAAUUAUUCAUUGUAGCAUAAGUGUUCACUGAAUGACAUUAAGCGACUUUGGCAGCAGCUCCGGUGUACGCAAUCCACUGUAGCGUGGUACAUCACUUUUCAGUGGGAGUUGAUCGCUAUAAUGAAUAUAUCGGUUUGGCGCAUUUGGGAACAUAAUAGUCAUUUUAUGUGAGCGGUUAACGCAGCAAUUUCGAAUAUUCAGUCUCCUCAAGAUAUGUAAAUACAACUAUUCACAAAAUGUGACUAAGUCUGUUUUUCAGAGAUCGUACUGCCUAGUGUCGCUUACCAUCUGGGAUGUGGCUACGACGUUAAUCAAUUUUACAUGGGUGGGGGGGGUUGCCUGCCUUGUCUCUCCUUGCGCUCUGUCUGUUUAACAUUCGAUUAAUCAAGGAUGUGUAGAUAGAUGCCUUAUAGUCGUAGGGUCAAAUGACUGUCUAGUCAAAACACUGCCUGGUCAAAACACUGCCUGGUCAAAACACUGCCUGUAAUAUUGGUACAUUCAUGGUCUCAUCAAAUCCAGAUUGAUAGUAUUGUGAAUAUUUUUUCUUAUCAGACACUAUUGACUGGACACUUGUCCUUUAGCUAAUAAUAAUAAUAAAAGCAAACAUUUCUCUGUAGCCAGAAGAAGAGAGGAUUAUAAUAAACUACAAAGCCAUUAGCAAGUUGAACAGGUUUAUUCUGCUCUAAGAAGAACACCAGCCGAGGUGUUUUACACCUGCCUGGCAUGCUUCCUCAUAUUAGCAAAGCAUGGAAAGACAUAGACUUGGCGUCCAAGGGAAAAUACAAAAGUAGAUAUGGUAUAUUCCCUUCAUGUUGUAUGUAAGGGGAUGGACGGUCAGUAUACUCCCUGUGAGUGGGGAAAUACUGUCUCACUGCCAGGGGUGACAUGGAAAAGAUCAGAGGUCCAAUUGAAAGUGCUCCCAGAAACAUAACUGGUCUGUGGCUGGCUGGCCAGGUCGCUUGGCGCUUGUUGCUUUACGUGGACAGCCUUGAGGGUUUAUGGGCUUCUGGCUGACAAAACAGGAGGACCUGGUGUAGUGUGUGGCAUCACCAGCGAGGGCAGGGGCACCAGUGGAUGUUGGUAGGCAUUGGGUCAAGGCACUGCAUGGUGGAGGCUGUGUGAGAAGGCAGGGUUGGGGAGGAUGGUUGAUGUAGGGAUGGGGUUGGUGCUAUGGUACAGUUUUUUGGAUUAUUCCAUACCAAUAAUCUCUCCAUCAGACACAACCAUCUCCUGCUCAGAAUGUAUUUAACUAUAGCACUAUAGAAAUUGGAUGCCCAGUGUUGAAUUCUGUUUGUAUGAUACGUUGAGACCUAUUUGAGUCUACAGCCUUCUGGGUGGUUCUCUUUUUCUGCAGAGCAAUUAGCAAUCUGUUCUUCAGCAUCUGCUUUCGACAUCCAAUUUAUAACAUAGUAAUAAAACAUGGUAGUAAAAACUCAAUGUGUUUACUGCAAAGACCACCACCUGACAGAUGCUACCCAAUGACAGAGGAGUAAAAGCAGUGCUGUCACAGGGGGAUACCUCUGUAGUGACCAUUAUACAACCACAGGGGAGACAAUGACAGCAAAAACAGCAUCAGUGAGCUGUCAUAUUUUUUUUAUAGGGUCUCUCUGCAUCCACUUAAAGAAUAGAGAAUAUAGAAAUAUUGCAUUAGAUCCUAUUUAGUGUUCAUGACAAUUUGACCUACUGUACCAUUCUGUUUCUUGUGGAUGGAUACAGUAAACACACUUGCUUUCUCAUAAACACACACACAUGGCCACAGCUUUAUAUCUAUGUUAAUGAGUUAAUUGCUGUGCUGAUAGUGGAACAGGCAUGUGUAAUGACUGUGUAAUCAGAUCUCCCCAAUACUCAUUUCCUGCUAGACCAAAGCCCACCCUGGCUGCCCCUGCAACAUGAAAACCCCCUGACCAGGCCUGAAUGGACGCUAACUAUCCCAGUUAUUGAUUGAUGACAUCUUUGUCUCCUGGGAUGAUUCUUAUGAAUGGGAGGAUGGGGGUUUGGGGGAAGUGAAGGUCCCAUAUGUCACCAAAGAGCACAAAGAGAAUACUCCCCCCAUCACGAGCCUGUUGUUGAAGCUCGAAAUAUUGACUGUAGUGCAUCGCUUGGCCCAUUAUCAAAGGUCAUUAGUCUUAUAUUAGCGCUCUAUCAACGCUCAAUCGGAGGCCCAGCUUAAGACCCCGCAGUGUUCUGCUAUCUGCGUGAUUGUCUGCCAGGCUCGGGGUCUUUUCACUUUUAAUCCCAUGUCCCACCACUACACCCAGCCAUUAUAACCAUUCUAUUGCGUCGUCACUGCCCACUAAGCGACACAGAUGUGACAGCCAGUUGUUAUGCAAUUUACCACUGCAAACUGGGAGAGAAAAACUUUGGAGAACUAAGGUUUUUAGAGUGCAAUUGUUUAUUUUUGUAGCAACAAUCAAUAUCUAAUGGGUGUGAAAUAUGUAUUGCAACUGAUCUAUAACAGCUGUUUCCCCAACCUAAUGCAAUUUGUCGAAGACGUGGAAAGUAAUCUCAUAAGACUCAUAAAAUAUAUAAAUCGCACAAAUAACAUGACAUAAUUGCGUUUAUCUUGAACCAGAACACCUGCCCCACAAUUUAGUGAUGAAUGAAUACCUAAUGGAAAUGCAUUUUAAUGUGCACGCUUAUGUAGAUGAGAGAAACAGCCAUCAAUCUCCUGAUGAACAGGCCCAUUUCCUGGUGUACAGUCGUGGUCAAAAGUUUUGAGAAUGACACAAGUAUUGGUCUUCACAAAGUUUGCUGCUUCAGUGUUUUUAGAUAUUUUUGUCAGAUGUUACUAUGGUAUACUGAAGUAUAAUUUCAAGCAUUCCAUAAGUGUCAAAGCUUUUAGUGACAAUUACAUUAAGUUUAUGCAAAGAGUCAAUAUUUGCAGUGUUGACCCUUCUUUUCAAGACCUCUGCAAUCCGCCCUGGCAUGCUGUCAAUUAACUUCUGGGCCACAUCCUGACUGAUGGCAACCCAUUCUUGCAUAAUCAAUGCUUGGAGUUUGUCAGAAUUUGUGGGGUUUUGAGGAUUCACCACAAGUUCUCAAUGGGAUUAAGGUCUGGGGAGUUUCCUGGCCAUGGACCCAACAUUUCAAUGUUUUGUUCCCUGAGCCACUUAGUUAUCACUUUUGCCUUAUGGCAAGGUGCUCCAUCAUGCUGGAAAAGGCAUUGUUCAUCACCAAACUGUUCUUGGAUGGUUGGGAGAAGUUGUUCUCGGAGGAUGUGUUGGUACCAUUCUUUAUUCAUGGCUGUGUUCUUAGGCAAAAUUGUGAGUGAGCCCACUCCCUUGGCUGAGAAGCAACCCCACACAUGAAUGGUCUCAGGAUGCUUUACUGUUGGCAUAACACAGGACUGAUGGUAGUGCUCACCUUGUCUUCUCCGGACAAGCUUUUUUCCGGAUGCCCCAAACAAUCGGAAAGGGGAUUCAUCAGAGAAAAUGACUUUACCCCAGUCCUCAGCAGUCCAAUCCCUGUACCUUUUGCAGAAUAUCAGUCUGUCCCUGAUGUUUUUCCUGGAGAGAAGUGGCUUCCUCGCUGCCCUUCUUGACACCAGGCAAUCCUCCAAAAGUCUUUGCCUCACUGUGCGUGCAGAUGCACUCACACCUGCCUGCUGCCAUUCCUGAGCAAGCUCUGCACUGGUGGUGCCCCGAACCCGCAGCUGAAUCAACUUUAGGAGACGGUCCUGACGCUUGCUGGACUUUCUUGGGCGCCCUGACGCCUUCUUCACAACAAUUGAACCUCUCUCCUUGAAGUUCUUGAUGAUCCGAUAAAUGGUUGAUUUAGGUGCAAUCUUACUAGCAGCAAUAUCCUUGCCUGUGAAGCCCUAUUUGUGCAAAGCAAUGAUGACGGCACGUGUUUCCUUGCAGGUAACCAUGGUUAACAGAGGAAGAACAAUGAUUUCAAGCACCACCCUCCUUUUUAAAGCUUCCAGUCUGUUAUUCUAACUCAUUCAGCAUGACAGAGUGAUCUCCAGCCUUGUCCUCGUCAACACUCUCACCUGUGUUAACGAGAGAAUCACUGACAUGAUGUCAGCUGGUCCUUUUGUGGCAGGGCUAAAAUGCAGUGGAAAUGUUUUGGGGGGAUUAAGUUCAUUUUCAUGGCAAAGCGGGACUUAGCAAUUAAUUGCAAUUAAUCUGAUCACUCUUCAUAACAUUCUGGAGUAUAUGCAAAUUGCCAUCAUAAAAACUGAGGCAGCAGACUUUGAAAAUUUAUAUUUGUGUCAUUCUCAAAACAUUUGACCACGACUGUAGAGAGAACCUCUAUUGGAAAUGUCGCUGUGCCGAUCAUAUGUCUCAAUCAUUAUGGUUUAUACUUUGAUAUAAAGUCAAUAACCACAAUUUCACUGACAGCAUUAAACCCUUAUUACAUUCUUGACAAUGAGACAUUUUGGUAGUGUUCUGAACAGAUGUGCUAAUAAUAUUGUAAUUAAUACUAGAUCAGGUGUCAAACUCAUUCCAUGGGCUGAGUGUCUGCGGGUUUUCACUCCUCCCUUUAUACUUGAUUGAUGAAUUAAGGUCACUGAUUAGUAAGGAACUCCCCUCACCUGGCUGUCUAGGUCUUCAUUGAAAUGAAAAACCAAAAACCAGCUGACACUCGGCCCUCCAUGGAAUGAGUUUGACACCCCUGUACUAGAUUAAUAUUAUGUUUAUGUGCUGUAGCAGUAAGUAACUGUGGGAAUGCAUCUGGUGAAAACUAGUGAUGAUGAUGUUUAGAGUAGUAAUGACUUGUUAGGAUGUGACAGCAGGGAAUGGCCCCCUCUGCCCUGAUGGAAAAAGAGAGAGAGAUAGAGGUUGACAUAUUCUGGGCUAGAGAGACAAGGUGUGAGAUGGAGUAGGAGAGAAAGGAAAUGUCUAAUAGCAUGUCGUACAGGCGGUAAAGAGGAUGUGAAUAUUACAGAGAGUGGGAGAGGAGUGGGACAGACCAAGAGAGACAGAUCAUGAAUCUGGAAAUGACAUGUUAAUGUAGUAUAUUAGGGGUAGAUAGAUACUGUAGUUGUUCUGCAUUUAGCAGUUUGCCUGUUGCAGGAUAUGAAAUGGAAGGGGGAAGGAAUGGUGAUAUGGGAAAAAUACUUGAGUAAAGCUAGAUAAGCAUCUGUCAAUACUGCAGGCUCUAAAGUAAAUACAACAGCUGAGGGUUAUAACAUGGGUCUACACAAACCGACCCACAAAAAUGACUUUAAUGAUAAGAAAUUAUAAUAUUUUGUGUAGUGGCUCAUUAUCAGUGAAAUGUAUUGAGGCUGAAUGUUUCAUGUGUAUAUUGAUUGAUAUUUUAUUAAUGAUUACCUUCCACCUCAAUGGGUUAUGGCAAUAAUGGACAUUCAUGUACAUUUAAAGAGUGUUCGCUUCCCUUGUAAAUGAUUUUACUUUCCGUUAGUCUUCAGUUUAACCUGGCAUGGUAUUUUGACCCAAAUUUAUUUUGUCACCAGUGUGAGACAGGCCACUUACUGUAUCAGGGUGUUGGCUAUGGAAAACAUGACACAGGUGCACAGCUGGACACAGUGACACAGGGACCAGUGGACAACCACCCAGAGUAUCCAAGCAAACAAAAACCACAUUACCCUCAACCCACUGGCCUGGAAGUGAUGUGGACUAAAUUGCUGCCUUGGAGCCAUCUACUGAUGCUAAACUAGGUGGAAGGACUCGUUCCCUUUCUCUUUCUGUCUCUCUCUUUCUGUCUCUCUCUCUCUCUCUCUCUCUCUCUCUCUCUCUCUCUCUCUCUCUCUCGGUCUCUGGGUUGCCCUCUCGCUCUCUGCUACAGAGGAGUGAGGGCCCAGCCGUACUCAUUACAAACUGCCACCUAGAUCUGGUAUUGUUGCUGGUGCUACAUUCUCUAAAACAACAAUCACUCACCUUCAUUUUCUGCUAAAACACACAGUCAACACACAGUGCAGGCUAAACUAGAACCACAGAUGAAAGGGGAUUCGUUAAAAGUAUUGUUGCUAGAAAUCAAGGACUGCUAGAAAUACUGGGGUGGGCUAUAUCAUCUGAUCAUCGCUAAUGUAGGCUACAUGAAUCAGCUAGCUAGUUAGCUAGGCUAUGCUGUCAAAACAAGCUAACUAGUCUUUGCUUGUAACCUACUACUGGCGGUAUUCAUUUAAAACUCGUACAUGCAGGACGAGUGGCAGAAGGGCAGGGAGGGGACUUUUUUUCAAGAUUCAUACGUUUAUGAGAAAUGAUCUACUUUGAUGGGUAAUUCGUUGCAUUUAAAGUUACAAGAAAGAAAAGAGACAAAAAAUGUAAUAAGGUAUUUUUAUUUUUACGCCACCAAUCAAAAGGGCAUUUUUUUCAUAGUAGGGUUCUAUCUGUGCACCUUUCUGCUCACCUUUACUAUUAGCCUCCUGCACAAGUAAGAUAGGACUCAAGACCAUAAAGAAGUAUAGGACACAUUAGCCCACCCGACAUCACACAUCCCCUCACUGAACAUUCUAAUGUGAUCUAAGCAUAAUGUGCAAUCCAGACUUGGACAAUGAAAGCAGUUGAAUCCCGAUAAAAGCAUUGCAUCAGCCUAAAGUGACUAACUCACCCUGACAGGCCUGUGUCAUCAUGUUUGUCCCACGAUGGAGGCUGUGUUUACUCAACACUGCAAGGAAUGCUCACUGAGCCUCACUGAGCCUCAUUAACCUGAUAUACACAAUAAUGUGUAGUUUCAUUACACAUGUAUAUUACAAUACCGUGUAUUACACACAUUGUUGUGUCUGUGUGGUACGUGUAUGAGAGUGUUUGUGCUUGCUCGCGUGGCUGUGUUUUUAUAUGCCUGUGUGUGGGCAGUAUGAGACUGUAUUUCAUUGGCAUUUGGAGUUGAAAGAAAGGUCUGGGUAGGAAGAGACUGCUUGGAUCUGCCUGGACGGACCUUUACACUACCGGCACCCAAAGACAGACCCAAAGGGGCUGGUUAACCUUACUGCUGAACUCUGUAUGGCCUGUUGCAUGAGUGUCACUAGUCAACAUGUCACACACACAUGCACUCACUCACGCCCAUGCUGUCUUUGUUGUGUACUGUGGUUGAUGUUUGGGUUAGGUUCUGACGACAGCCUCCCAUCUAGUCUACAGUGUUAUUUGCAGUAGUCUUCAUACAUUUCCAUAUUUUGUUAUUCAAAGAAUCUCUGCCUUACCAAAAAGGGCAAUAAGAAAAUGACCAGGGUUCAUUUUUGGCUCACUAUGUUGAUAGCAUCACAUCAUGAAUAAUUCCCUUUGAAUGUGCUGUUUGUGCCAAUGAGCAGACUUGCCUCAAGGGACAAAUAAAUAAGGUGGAAUCUCAUGAGACUCUUGGUAAGUGUUUGGCCAGAAGCCAUUGUGGAAUACUUUCCUGUUCAGAAUGAACGAAGUAGUUUGGGAAUGGGGGUGUGACGACAUUUUAUACUGAACAAAAAUAUAAAUGCAAAGUGUUUCAUGAACUGAAAUAAAAUAUCCCAGAAAUGUUCCAUACGCACAAAAAGCGUAUUUCUCUACAAAUGUGUUUACAUCCCUGUUAGUGAGCAUUUCUCCUUUGCCAAGAUAAUUCAUCCACCUGACAGGUGUGGCAUAUCAAGAUGCUGAUUAAACAGCAUGAUCAUUACACAGGUGCACCAUGUGCUGGCGACAAAAGGCCACUCUAAAAUGUGCAGUUUUGUAACACAACACAAUGCCACAGAUGUCUCAUGUCUUGAGGGAGUGUGCAAUUGGCAUGCUGACUGCAGGAAUGUCCUCCAGAGCUGUUGCCAGAGCAUUGAAUGUUCACUUCUCUACCAUAAGCCCCCUCCAAAGUCGUUUUAGAGAAUUUGGCAGUAUGUUCAACCGGGCUCACAACCGCAGACCAUGUGUAACCACGCCAGCCCAGGACCUCCACAUCUGGCUUCACCUGCGGGAUCGUCUGAGACCAGCCACCCGGACAGCUGAUGAAACUGUGGGUUUGCACAACCAAAUAAUCUCUGCACAAAGUUUCAGAAACCGUCUCAGAAGUUCAUCUGCGUGCUCAUCGUCCUUACCAGGGCCUUGACCUGACUGCAGUUUGGCGUCGUAAACCGACUUCAAUGGCCACUGGCACGCUGGAGAAGUGUGCUCUUUACAGAUGAAUCCCGGUUUCAACUGUACCGGGCAGAUGACGUGUAUGGCGUCAUGUGGGUGAGCGGUUUGCUGACGUCAACGUUGUAAACAGAGUGCCCCGUGGUGGUGGGGUUAUGGUAUGGGCAGGCAUUGCAUUUUAUCGAUGGCAAUUUGGAUGCACAGAGAUUCUGUGACGAGAUCCUGAGGCCCAUUGUUGUGCCAUUCAUCUGCUUCCAUCACCUCAUGUUUCAACAUGUUAAUGCAUGGCCCCAUGUCGUAAGGAUCUGUACACAAUUCCUGGAAACUGAAAAUGUUCCAGUUCUUCCAUGGCCUGCAUACUCACUAGACGUCACCCAUUGAGCAUGUUUGGGAUGCUCUGGAUUGAUGUGUAUGACUGCGUGUUUCAGUUCAUGCCAAUAUCAAGCAACUUCGCACAGCCAUUAAAGAGAAGUGGGACAACAUUCCUCAGGCCACAAUCAACAACCUGAUCAACUCUAUGUGUAGGAGAUGUUGCGCUGCAUGAGACAAAUGGUGGUCACACCAGAUAGUGACUGGUUUUCUGAUCCACACCCCUACCUUUUUGUUAAAGGUACUGUAUCUGUGACCAACAUAUGCAUAUCUGUAUUCCCAGUCGUGAAAUCCAUAGAUUAGGGCUUAAUUAAUUUAUUUCAAUUGACUGAUUUCUUUAUAUUUACAUUUACGUCAUCUAGCAGACGCUCUUAUCCAGAGCGACUUACAGUUAGUGAAUACAUAUAUUUUUUUUUAUAUAUACUGGCCCCCCGUGGGAAUCGAACCCACAACCCUGGCGUUGCAAACGCCAUGCUCUAUCAACUGAGCUACAUCCCUGCCGGCCAUUCCCUCCCCUACCCAAUUGUGCGCCGCCCAUGAGCCUCCCGGUCGCGGCCGGCUGCGACAGAGCCUGGAUUCGAACCAGGAUCUCUAGUGGCACAGUUAGCACUGCGAUGCAGUGCCUUAGACCACUGCGCCACUCAGGAGAAUGAACUGUAACUCAGUAAAAUCUUUGAAAGUGUUGCAUGUUGUGUUUUUAUAUUUUUGUUCAGUGUAGUUAAUGAUCUGUGAAAAUGUCCCAAAUGAAGUGCAUAGACUGUUAUACAAAUAAUCUCUGCUUUCCUCUGAGACUUUGGGGGGAGCUGAAGGCACUGUUUGAGUAUGACCGAUUUUAGGAGGCCGUGAGAAAGCAUAAUGGAUGCGGUCUGUGAUGGAGAAUGUCUGGCCUUGAUGGUGGUGGCUUCCGUCCUUACAGCAUACCUAGACUAGUAGCCAGGGUUGUGGUUCGUUCUCUCUCACGCACUCACUCUCACACACACAUCCCCACAUGCAGUGUUCCUACUGAAACUAAAUCCUGAGAUUAUGGAGGCACUUUGAUGACCGAUUCCAACAGCGGCCCAGCCAUCUAAAAGUCCCUAGGCCUGAACUGCAAGCCCACGCGUCAAUCAUCAUGCAUAUGAUGACUCAACAGCCACCAUGGACACUCACACUUACACACACACACACUGCAAUGCUUCAGGGUCUGUGAAUAUCUCAUGGUGUGUUGCACUCUAAAAACACACACAGCUCUUCCUCUGUGUCUGUAAGACCCAUGCAACUCAGAACUCAUGGCAAGAUCUGAUUUGUCCCUUUUCAUAUAAUGGGGUAUAUGAUAGUUGAAUGUUAGGAUACUGCCCUGGCCAGAGUGUAGUGGAGGAUGCCUACAGAUUGGUGAACAGUUUGACUGACUGACGCUCUGUCACCUUGUGUCCCCAGGAGGAGGAGAUGCCGGAGGAGGUGAACAUUGACGAGCUGUUAGACCUGAAGAGUGAUGAGGAGAGAACUCGCAGGCUGCAGGUAUACUGUCCUACUCACUAGCAAAAUCAUCUGAAGACGUUAUCAUUUGAUCAAUUAAAAGCUGUGUGAACAAGUUGUGCUGUCUAGAUUGUGAGGGUAACAUUAAUAGCUGUAGAUUUGGUUGCUAUUUAAAUAUAUUGUUUCAGCAGCAGCCUGGCCAGUUGAACUAAAAUCUUAUUUGGUCUGGGGAUUUUUUCCAGGAAAUGUUUCACACCUGCAAUAACACAGAGGUAAGUGAGGUAAUCUAUAUAAAAGAGUAAUAUCUAACAAUGUGUUUAAGAUUAUGUAUUGGGUUUUGGGUAGUAUUUUGUGCCAGAGACUGACUUUACAGAAUGAUGUCACAGUGAAGGGACCCAAUCAGAGAACAGGGUUAUGACAAUAUCAUUAUUAAGGUUGCAAAACUGUCCUGGAUUCCAGAUUUUUUCUUAUUCCCUCCUGAUUUGGGGAAUCCUCCAACCUGGGAUUUCUGGGAAACCAGGGAAUUUAUUGAAAGUUCCUGGAAUUUUGUAACCCUAGUUAUUAUGAAGGGACCAAUCAGAGAACAGGGUUAUGAUGAUGUCAUUAUAAAAGGACCAAUCACCACUGGUCAAGUCUGAGUUGAGGCACAAGUCAUGAAAAUUGUGACUUGAGUCCAAGUCAAAUCCAAGUCUUAAACUCAAGUACUACAACACUGCCUUCCUCCCUCUCUUUAUCACCUCCUCGCUCUUUCUUUCAGCAACAGAAGUAACCACUGAUGACUCCACAUAUAGUAGCUGACAAUGCUAGUCUUGUCCCUCACAUACCAGGUCCUUCUUUUACACUGUCCCUGUAUCCUUCGUGGUCAGCAUUACUCAACCUGUCCAUUAUGUGUUGACAGACCAUGUUGACCCCCCCCCCCCCCCCCCCCCCACACACACACACAUAUUGAUAUCAUACACACAAAAUGAAUGAAGUGAUAUCUCUGAAACAUGUUUCCUUGUUGUUUCACUGUGAAUUACUCAACAUUACCAACACUGUGUAUCACUGUAUCCAUUCUGAGCAUGUUUCGUAUGAUGACCGACUGCCCUUCUUCCCUGCACACACAGGUUUUCAUCAAGGAACUGGUGUUGAAACUCCAUGGGCUGCAGAAACAGGAGGACCUCCACAACGAUGGCAUCGAACAACCCCAGCUACACAUCUUCCCCAACCGGCAAAACUCUGCAGACCGAGAGGUGAUCUGA